UCGCGUGCUUGGUUUCAGAGCUAACAGCAAUUAGCAGCUACUCGUAUCGUGAGUAAACGGUUUUAGUAGAAGUUGUGAGUCUUUACGCCGCGGACACACACUCACGCGCGGUCAGGUCGGCGGGGCCGUGUUUUCACGCACAGAGCGGGUUUCCGGGAUGUUUCGGUAGUUGUUUUUUUUCGGGGAGGGGGGUGUGUGUUAGCUCCAUGCUAGCAGCUUCCUGUAUGUUAGCCGGAGGUGGCUAGCUAGCAGCUAAUUGUUUACCUGUUUUUUUCUUAAGGUUGGUUUGAAUUAUUCAUGACGACACUCCGGGAUUGGUGUAGUCAGUGGCUCGAGCGGGCUUGGGACGAGUUAACCACAGCACGUGCAUAUAAACGGGUCUAUUUGUGUGACACACACACUGAGUGAGAGUGUGUGGUAAUACGAGCAGGGGACUGGAGCUGGGUCCUGCAGGACGAUCACUGUGAUUGGCUGAUCUGUCCGCUGGUCAACGAUGAUCAGGAUGUCUUUGGACAAAGAAGUUGUCCUGCCUCAUGAGGUGCCCAUCAGAGUUGGCCCCGCCUUCCCCACCACCAUCACCCUAUCACAGCAGCCACAGCUGGCUAAGACCUGCCCCCUCGGUCCUAAAAAUGGCCUCCAGUCGCCCGGCAAGGGCCACCCCCCCCUCACCGGCCCCCCUCCCCUCUCUCAGCACAUUGGAAAGAGGCGUUACUCAAUGGGCGUCGGCUUCAAGGGGCUAGCUAAACGCCGUCGACGUGUCAAUAGUGACAGCCAAUCAGAGCCUGUGCUGCCGAGUCACUUUCUGUUAGGCGGGAACAUUUUCGACCCUCUGAACCUCAACUCGCUAUUGGACGAAGAAGUCAACAGGGCCACCAAUCAGGAGACACCAAAGGGCUCACCCCUGCCAUCACGGGGCGGAGACCCUGUAGAGAUUCUGGUUCCCCGUGACAUCUCCGACCCCCUGAACCUGAAGGGAGGCGGGGUGGGCAGCGAGGGGGGAGCGGGAGUCCUGCUGUCCCCUCUGAAGUCCAGGAAGAGACACAGGAACAGACACCAUGGAGGAGGGGGAGGCGGGGGAGGAGAGAGGGAGGUGAUACCAGCUCGACUGUUUCCCUUCUCAGCUGGACUGACAGUUCCUGUGUUGACCACAGAGGGCAGUGUUUCUGCGUCUCCUCUUCCCUGUGAACUCAACACAGCCAUCACCUGUCGAGAUGACGUAGCCCCGCCCCCCAUACUCCCCAGGAGACACACCCACCCUCAACCAGGCCACUCCCACAAACCCGGUAGCCAGGCUGACGGUCAUCAACGGAGACGGAGACGCACCACCUCGACGAGGUUGGCUGAUGGUACUGUAAACACUGUCACCAUGGCAACCAUGGCCCAGACAACCAAGUUCCAGACACCACUGGUGGGAGGGGCUAAAGCUGGCAGGUGUGGAGGACCUCAGCCCAGCUCGACUCAGCCACCAGAGAAGAAGAAGAAGGACAGACACCGCUACCAGUAUGGCAACCACAGCCGUUACUACGGUUACCAUGGUUUCUAUGGUGACAGGUGGGAGGGUUGGGUGGGGGCAGAGGAGGACCCGCGUCUCCGCCUCCUGGAAGCCGAUUGGUUCAGAGGCAGGACGGUGCUGGAUGUGGGCUGUGGCGCCGGUCACAUGACGCUAAGCAUUGCCCGGAGGUUUGACCCCGCCCACGUCUUGGGGGUGGAGUUAGACAAACGAUUGGUCCAUGCUGCCAAGCAGAACGUCAGGCACUUCCUGUCACAUGACCUGGUGGUGGAGGAGAGGAGGAGAGGAAGGACGGGGGAGGAGGGGACAGAGCAGGAGUUCUCCCCCCUCUCCCUCCCCCUGUCCUUCAGGGUGAGUCGGGGUCCUCUCUCUGCUCCUCCCUUCCUCCUCCCUCCCUCCUCCUCCUCAUCCAGGUUCCCUAACAACAUCACCUUCAUCCAGGGCGACUAUGUGUCAGAGCAGGAGGCGUGGCCAGGCCAGGGUCAGUAUGAUGUCAUCAUGUGUCUGGGCGUGACCAAAUGGGUGCAGCUGCAGUCAGGUGAUGGGGGCGUGGUCAGACUGUUCAAACGAGCCUAUCAGAGCCUGUCGCCGGGCGGAUUAUUCAUCCUUGAGCCACAGCCGUGGAGCAGCUACAGCCACAGCAAGAGGGCCUCGGGGGCGACGUAUCGUAACUACAGGAGUGUGAGGCUGAGACCUGAGCAGUUCACCUCCUACCUGACUGACACUGUGGGCUUCACCUCCUACAGACUCCUCAAACACACAGGUAGCCAAAGGCCAAUCUACCUGUUCCAUAAAGGCCCCGCCCAAAGGAAGUGACAUCACCAGAACAGGCUGUGACACGUGUCUGAGGGCAGUGCAGCCCAUCGUCCUCUGACAGGAGGGAGCUGAUUGGAGGAGACGAUACCUGUUGCUCCUGGGCUCACAGCUGAUUGGCUGAGCCUGAGCCUGUUAGUGAUAGAUUCAUCAAGCCAAAGAAAAGUGUGUGACCUCUGGUACUGGACACUGAUUGGACGCAGGAUGCUGACAGGAAGUGACAUGUUUAUAUAGGUCAGUCUUUUCAAAAUAACAGUUCAUGGCUUUUAUUUGUUAAAUAAAGAGAAGCUGCAGCUGAACUGCUUCCACCUAAAGACACGAACUGACCAAUCAGCUGUCGACUGAUCAAAUAACGACUGAUGAUCGAACUCGUCUCUGUUCAAUAAGUUAAAAGAACUAAAGACAGAAAUCACAGAAACAUGAGGGACGAAGUUUUCAGACAGAGUUAACUUCAGUUUGUUUUUAAGAUGCUCGUUAAUAAAACCACAGAAUUAAAAAACAACGGACGUAAAAACUCGACUUUA
Messenger RNA from Toxotes jaculatrix (banded archerfish), 2847 nucleotides. RefSeq names its product methylphosphate capping enzyme b (gene mepceb). The transcript has 8 exons. Gene Ontology annotation, biological process: snRNA modification; rRNA modification. The coding region runs from base 494 to 2326 and encodes 610 amino acids. Gene Ontology annotation, molecular function: snRNA binding; rRNA (adenine-N6,N6-)-dimethyltransferase activity; O-methyltransferase activity. The record is from RefSeq and is a predicted model, not a curated record. Lineage: Eukaryota; Metazoa; Chordata; Actinopteri; Toxotidae.